Molecule: messenger RNA, 1368 nt
Organism: Durio zibethinus
Lineage: Eukaryota; Viridiplantae; Streptophyta; Magnoliopsida; Malvales; Malvaceae
Source: RefSeq, a predicted model, not a curated record
ACUAGGUUUAAUUUAAAUCUUAAGGUUAUUUUGGGGAAUGGAUUAAGAAAACUUUUCCAUUAAGCUUCUUCAAGAACAGUUGAUACUGCCUGACUUUUUAUUUCUGACAAAGCAACCAACAGAGCAUAUAUAAAGAGUGUCCAUUACCAAGGUUCUAUAGAAAAAGCAGUACAUUCUUGUACAACCCUUCAAUCACCAGUUUACCAUGAUUUCCCUGGCAGAUGUCUAUCAUGUCGUCGCAGCCACUGUCCCGUUGUACUUUGCCAUGAUUUUGGCCUACAUCUCAGUGAAACGGUGGAAACUCUUCACACCAGAGCAAUGUGCAGGCAUAAACAAGUUUGUAGCUAAAUUCUCUAUCCCAUUGUUGUCUUUCCAAGUGAUCUCAGAAAACAACCCCUACAAAAUGAGCCUGAAACUCAUACUUGCUGACUUUCUUCAAAAACUACUAGCCGUUCUUGUUUUGAUAGCCAUCAGCAAAUUCAGCUCCCGGGGAGGUUUACCAUCGAUUAUAACCGGCCUCUCGCUAUCAACCUUCCCCAACACUUUAAUCCUGGGGAUUCCACUGUUGAGGGCCAUGUAUGGAGAUAAAUCAGUUGCACUCCUGGCUCAGAUAGUUGUCCUACAAAGCUUGAUUUGGUACAAUUUGCUGUUGUUUCUGUUUGAGCUAAAUGCUACAAAGGCAGCCUCUGAGACACCACCUUCACAACAUACAGGUAGGGACCAAGAGGCCCCUGAAGAAGCACAAGGGAAAGAGGAAGGAGAAGAGGCACACACCAGACCAAGGAAAUCAAAGACUAUGCUCAUUUUCUUGACUGUGGGGAAGAAGCUCAUGGCAAAUCCUAAUACUCAUGCAACCUUGCUGGGUCUUAUUUGGGCAAGCAUUCGAUUCAGGUUGGGGUGGAACAUAAAAUUCCCUGCCAUUAUUGAAAAAUCAAUAGCAAUAUUAUCAAGUGGAGGACUUGGUAUGGCAAUGUUCAGCUUAGGUCUAUUUAUGGCAUCACGGCCUAGCAUAAUAGCAUGUGGUAUUCGGAUGGCAGCAGUAGCCAUGAUCAUGAAAUUCAUGGCCGGUCCUGCUUUAAUGGCAGCAUCCUCUACUGCCCUUGGACUUAGAGGCAGAUUAUUAAGAGUGGCAAUUGUGCAGGCAGCUCUUCCUCAAGGAGUCGUUCCAUUUGUUUUCGCCAAAGAGUACAAUGUUCAUCCGGAUAUACUGAGCACAGGGGUAAUCUUUGGCAUGCUUAUGGCCUUACCUGUAGCAUUAGUCUACUAUCUUCUUUUGGCAUUGUGAAAUUCCUGGAAAACUCUGCUAGUUAUUCCAGAAACGGUAGUAAUUUCUUUUUACCUGAAAUCAAUUCUGCGAAAGGGUCAAAA